Molecule: messenger RNA, 978 nt
Organism: Candidozyma haemuli
Lineage: Eukaryota; Fungi; Ascomycota; Pichiomycetes; Serinales; Metschnikowiaceae
Gene: DOS2
Product: Dos2p
Exons: 1
Coding region: 1-978 (325 amino acids)
Cellular component (GO): cytoplasm
Source: RefSeq, a predicted model, not a curated record
AUGGACUUAGCAGACCCUAUUGUUACCCAGGAGGGCCAGACCGAUACAGAGAAACCCGUGCCUUCCAACGAAAAGACCGAAGAGGUGAUUCACCGUCUUGAAGGUGAGAUUGACCAGGCAUAUUCUACGGUUGAGGCUAAGUUCCAGUCCUUGUGGACCAAUGCAUCUAAAAAUGCUCUGGACAUCCAGGAGAAGCUUAAGCUUGACGAGAAGAAAGCGUCGUUGGUCGCUCAGCUUAACACAGCCAAGGAAAACAUCAAUAACAGCAAAAUCGUCCAGGACAAUGUCCAGUCUGUGGAUGCCCAGCUCAAAGAGAUAGGAGAACAGGUCAGGGGACUCGAGAAGAAGAUUGAUUUCGGCAGCUUAUCAACUCAGGCGAACUCGGCUUUGGAUUCUUUGGACUCUGGUUUGGAGUACGUGGAAAAAGCAGCGGGUAAGUACGUGAGCCAGUUCUCGUCCUUCUUCUCCAGCAUUGUUUCUGUGGAGCCCAAGGAGGAAACUCCACCACAGGAAUCUAAAGAGCCAGAAACUCUUUUCACCAAUCCUAAAUUUCCUGGCGGAAACUACGGGUCUACUAGGUUCGACAGUGAGCUCUUCAAAUUGCACACCACUGAAUCGCUUCUCUUGGACGAUUCCAAGGACGAUGCAUCAGAAAAGGAGAAGUUUGACGUUGAGGCUAAAACUACUGAGAUUGCUGAUUUGCUCAAGCAAUACCCUGAUACCUUGGAGAAGCUUAUGCAUAAGCUCGUGCCCGUCGAGCUCUCGUACGAUACCUUCUGGUACAGAUACUUUAAAUUAGAAGACGACAUCAGAGCCAGCGAGCAGAAGAGAAAGGAACUUCUUACCAAGAAGGAGAAAACCACUGAAGAGGCUGGCGAGGAUGAUGAUGACGAUGACGAGGAGUUUACUUGGGAUGAUGAAGAUGAUGAGGAUGACGACGUCGUGAAGGUGGAAAGAGUCCAAGACGAUAAGCAGUAA